Elgaria multicarinata webbii is the source of this 1971-nucleotide messenger RNA. RefSeq names its product vomeronasal type-2 receptor 26-like. The record is from RefSeq and is a predicted model, not a curated record. Bases 1 to 1971 code for a protein of 656 amino acids. Gene Ontology annotation, biological process: G protein-coupled receptor signaling pathway. Gene Ontology annotation, molecular function: G protein-coupled receptor activity. The transcript is spliced from 4 exons. Lineage: Eukaryota; Metazoa; Chordata; Lepidosauria; Squamata; Anguidae. Gene Ontology annotation, cellular component: plasma membrane.
AUGGACAAUGAUAAUGGAGAAAGAUUUCUGGAAAUUAUAGUUCCACUGUUUUCUCAGAGCGGUAUCUGCUUUGCCAUGAUAGAAAGAAUUCCUGGAAUAACUUCUAUCACUGACAUUAAUGACAAACUAGAGAAGGGGGCAACAUUACAUGAUAAAGUCAUGGAUAGCAAAGCCAACGUAUUGAUGUUUUAUGGAGAAUCUAAUUCCAUGCUGUUGCUGCGGUUUCUUCCAUACCUAUCCCAAAGAGAGCAUAUGACAAAUAUAGCAGGUAAAGUGUGGAUAAUGACAGCCCAGAUGGACUUCAAUGCAAUGGUCAUUCAAAGGAAUUGGGACUCAAAAACAUUCCAUGGGGCUCUGUCCUUCACAAUACACUCCAGUCACCUACCAGGCUUCAAGCUGUUUGCUGAGAGCAGAAAUCCUUUCAGCACAAAGGGCGAUGGUUUUAUCAGGGACUUCUGGCAACAGGCCUUUGGCUGUGUGUUCCCAAAUCCAAUGGUAGGCACGACAGAAGAGGAUAUUUGCACUGGGGAGGAAAAGUUGGAGAGCCUUCCUGGAUCUUUGUUUGAAAUGAGCAUGACUGGCCACAGCUACAACAUCUAUAAUGCUGUCCAUGCUGUGGCCCAUGCCUUACAUGCCAUGACGUCAUCUAGAGUCAAACACAGUUUGGUGGUGAAUGGUGGAAGACAGAUAUUUCAUAAUCAACCACUGUGGCAGCUCCAUCACUUUUUGAGAUAUGUUUCAUUUAACAACAGCGCUGGGGACAAGAUUUCCUUUGACCGUAAUGGUGGAUUAGUAGCCGGAUUUGAUGUGAUGAACUGGAUGGUUUUGUCAAAUCAAUCUUUUCACAGGAUGAAAGUUGGGUGGAUUGAUGCCGAGGCUCCUCCAGAGCAAGCUUUCUUCAUCAAUGAGGAUGCUAUAACAUGGCACAGCUGGUUUAACCAGGUCCAGCCUCUUUCUGUUUGUAGUGAGAGUUGCCAUCGCGGUUCUAGAAAGAAAGUGAAGGAGGGGGAGCCAUUUUGCUGCUAUGAUUGCAUCUCAUGUCCAGAUGGGAAAAUUGCAGACCAAGAGGACAUGAAUGAGUGCAAUACAUGUACAGUUGAAAAGUAUCCCAGCAAGAAUCAGGAUUUAUGUAUUCCCAAGGAUGUAAGCUUCUUGUUUUAUGAAGAGCCUUUGGGGAUUAGUUUAGCCUGUUUUGCUCUUUCCUUUUCCUUGCUCACUUUAUUGGUGCUAGCAACAUUUCUGCAUCACCAUGACACUCCAAUUGUCAAAGCCAAUAACCAGGACCUUACCUACACUCUCCUCAUCUCCCUCAUGCUCUGCUUCCUUUCUGUGUUGCUGUUCAUUGGCCAUCCUCAGAAGGUGACAUGUCUCCUCCGACAAACUGCCUUUGGCAUUAUUUUCUCAGUGGCUGUUUCUUGCAUAUUAGCAAAAACCAUCAUGGUGGUUCUGGCUUUCAUGGCCACUAGACCAGGAUCCAGUAUGAGGAACUGGGUGGGGAAAAGUCUGGGCAACUCCAUUGUUCUUUCCUGUUCCCUUAUCCAAGCAGGCAUCUGUACUGCGUGGAUUGCAAGUUCUCCCCCAUUCCCAGAUGUGGACAUGCACUCAGUGAUGGAAGAAGUGGUACUUGAAUGCAAUGAAGGGUCUGUGACUAUGUUUUACAGUGUCCUGGCCUACAUGGGCUUCCUGGCAAUUGCCAGCUUCACUGUGGCCUUCUUUGCCAGGAAGUUACCUGACAGUUUCAAUGAAGCCAAGUUCAUCACUUUCAGUAUGUUGGUCUUUUGUAGUGUUUGGUUAUCCUUUGUUCCAACCUACCUAAGCACCAAGGGAAAAUACAUGGUAGCUGUGGAGAUCUUCUCUAUCUUAGCCUCCAGCACUGGGUUAUUGAUUUGCAUCUUUUUUCCAAAGUGUUACAUUAUAGUGUUGAGGCCUGAGCUGAACAACAAGAACCAGCUAAUACGAAGAAAAGACUGA